UAGGGAGGUCACGGAAGGAGAGCGGUUAACGGCGUUCCAUUCCGUCGGCUCCCGUUAGGAAUCCAUAGGGAACAUUCCGGCGGUUCCCCCUUCCAGAAGGAUGGGCGGAGGGCGUGGUCGUUGUACGGGGAAUAUGCCAAGGACGGAACGGAUCUUCCAGAGUAACGGCGCCAGACGGAAUAUUCCCGUCCGUCAUCUUCCACCUUCCUCUCCCGUCUCUCUCUGAGUACUCCUCCCCCUGCGAGUCUGCGACCAUCCAUAAAUCUUCUCCUCGUCGAGCAGGUGGAGCGGCCAUCCGAUCGCAAGCUUCUCGGCCGCCGACUCGGUUUUGUGCCGGAUCGACUCGGUCCCGCCUUUUUCACCGACACCUCGCACCUGUCAUGGCGCUCAAGGCGGUUCACGUCUCCGACGUCCCGAAUCUCGACCAGGUGCAGGAGAGCGCCGCGCUUGCUAUCUCCUCCAGCCGACUUCUCAAAGGACCCGAGGAGCAGAGAACCGCGUUCAAGCCGCCGAAGUUCAUGGUGAUCGGCCACCGGGGGAGCGGCAUGAACGCCCUCUCCUCGCCGGACGGGAGGAUGAAGGCGAUCAAGGAGAACUCGCUCCUCUCCUUCAACACCGCCGCAAAACUCGGCGUCGAGUUCGUGGAAUUCGACGUUCAGGUAACUAGAGACGGCUGCCCCAUAAUUUUCCACGACAACUUAAUCCUCACAGAAGAAGAGGGAAUCAUAUCGGAGAAGCGAACCACAGAACUGACGCUUGCGGAGUUCCUCUGCUACGGCCCCCAAAGAGAACCCACAAUUGUCGGAAAAUCGCUGUUAAGAAAAUCAACGGACGGAAGGGUCCUCAGUUGGAAGGUGGAAAACGACGACGCUCUCUGCACGCUUCAGGAAGCGUUUCAGAAGGUUGAAUCCUCUUUGGGGUUCAACAUCGAACUCAAGUUCGACGAUGGCUUGACGUAUUCAGAAGAAGAGCUAUUGAAGACUCUACAGAAUAUUCUGAAGGUUGUGUUUGAAUACUCACAAGGUAGAUCGAUAAUCUUCUCAAGUUUCCAACCAGAUGCAGCCCUGUUAGUCAGGAAAUUACAGAACUCUUACCCUGUCUUCUUCCUUACAAAUGGAGGGUCUGACAUAUAUAACGACGUCCGAAGAAACUCUCUUGAGGAAGCCAUUAAACUAUGCGUUGCUGGAGGACUGCAGGGGAUUGUGUCCGAAGUUAAAGCCAUCUUCCGGAAUCCUGCUGCUAUUCCCAAGAUAAAAGAAGCCAAUCUUGGAAUUUUAACCUACGGCCAAUUGAACAACGUGUCGGAAGCCGUCUACAUGCAGCACUUGAUGGACGUGGAUGGCGUGAUUGUGGAUUUCGUUGGGGAGAUUGCAGAAUCUGUUUCACAGUUCGUGAAGCCUGCCGGAGAGGAAUCACAGGGCGCCGUCGCCGGAGAGGAAGAGGGGAUGGCGCAGUCGCAGGGGAAGGUGGCGAGUCACCCCAAGUUUUCUCAGGGGGCCUUAUCGUUCUUACUGAAAUUGAUUCCCAACUUGGUACAGUAAAGCUAUAUGCCCCCACUGAGCUCGAGCCGCAGAUUCACCCUCCCAGUCUAUUAUUUCCGCUGGGGGGAGAAGGGGGUUGCCUUUUGCUUCCAUUUUCUCAAUACAAAGUGCUCAGAAUGAAAGCUUUUCUGUAUAUAUUGCCUGUGCAUUGUGAUCCCUAGAUCGCUUCAUGCCAAUUAAAUGAAAACAAAAGGAAGUUUGUCUCUC
This is a messenger RNA of Nymphaea colorata (pocket water lily), 1748 nucleotides long. RefSeq names its product glycerophosphodiester phosphodiesterase GDPD1, chloroplastic-like. The record is from RefSeq and is a predicted model, not a curated record. Gene Ontology annotation, molecular function: phosphoric diester hydrolase activity. Gene Ontology annotation, biological process: glycerophospholipid catabolic process. The coding region runs from base 381 to 1541 and encodes 386 amino acids. The transcript is spliced from 8 exons. NCBI's taxonomy places the organism in Eukaryota, Viridiplantae, Streptophyta, Magnoliopsida, Nymphaeales, Nymphaeaceae.